AACGAUAGAAUGGCAUCAAGGGACGGAAUGUCAUAUGACUUGAAAUCGUACGGCCGUGGGAUAGCAUAUAUAUUUGUGAAUAAAAAUUAUGAAAAAGCAAAUGAUUAUGAAGAUAGAAAGGGUGCAGAUGAAGAAUAUAAAGCUCUCACACGAAUGUUUAAGAAUCUGUCAUUCAAGGUUCGGAGUUUUAAGAAUGAAGGGAUCAUAGAGAAACUUCAAGAUGCCUGCAGCCAUCCAACCUUAGAGGACCGAUCAUGCUUUGUGUGUGUGAUAUGUUCGCAUGGCAUAGAAAAAGAGGUUGAAAAAGUCCAACAACAUUUCAUUGUGGAUGGUAAGGGAAAUGAGAUCAACACCAAUGACAUCGUGUCUAUUGUCUGUGACUCUAAAGCUUUACGAAAAAAACCAAAGCUCUUCUUUAUACAGGCAUGUAGAGAAAAUGAUAAGAGCAAGAGGGCAGAAAAGCAUGACUUUGGUGUACUGAUGAAGUCAGUUCCACAACAGCCGGUCCCUGUAGGUAACAAAGACGAGACAGACGGUAGCAGUAAGAUGGAUGUCGCUACACAAAAAGAGGACAAUGUCGAUGUUUCGGAUAGUGAUACAGACACAGAUGAUGGUCUUUCAGACCGCGAAGAGUUUGAUCUCACUAACUACUACAAUGAUAGACGACUGAAAAUUCAGCAGCGGCACCCAGAGAAGACAGUUCUGUACCAUAAGCAGAAAGAACAUGUAGGAAGUGAUGACAGUGAUGAUAACAAGUGCGAAGACACCGAGAGACCUAUUACAGAAACAGAUUCAAUAUUUAAACUUAAAAAAAAGCACAGAGUGGACAAACCACCUAAUAAGGAGCCAGGCACUGUGAUAUCCAUUCCUUGCUAUGAAGAUAUGCUGAUUAUGUUUGCAUCAACUCCAGGGAAAUAUGCUUUUCGGAAUGACCAAACCGGUGGAUUUCUAGUCAGAAGCCUUUGUGAUGUCAUCAAUGGUUACCUGAAAGAAGAUGAUGGUAAAUACCUGGAGAAUACUUGCUUUCUGUCCAUCCUGACCAAGGUAGUAAAUCUGCAGUCCAAAAGGAAAGUGUCCAUUGACCCACUACCAGGUGUCCCCUCUGAUGUCACAACUGUGCCAGUUAUAUACCACAGACUUACCAAGGAUAUACACAUCCCAAUCAUGAAACCACAGUCAUGGAAACACAAACUAAAGACAGUUAUGAAGCAUCACUGACGAGUCGUGCAAGGACGAAACAGCUGUAUGAUGAAGCAUCACUGACGAGUCGUAGAAGGACGAAACACCUGCAUAAUGCAGCAUCACGGACAAGUCCUAGAAGGACAAAACAGCUGGAUGAUGCAGCAUCACUGACUAGUCAUAGAAGGAUGAAACAACUGUAUGGUGCAGUUUAGUUUAUUGUUUAGCACUAAUGUGUCUUACUCUAAAUUUGUAUUAAAAGAUGCUGUUUACUUUUGUGUCUUAUGUACACUCAUGGUAAAGCCUAUAAACAAAUGGUGUAACCAAUGUAACUACAUGUACAUGUAUAAUGCAGAAUUUUAGUCCUUACCAUGUGAGUCGGAAAAUAAGACAAUGAUGACCAUUAACAGACAAUGAUCAACAUUAUAGUAUUAAAGAUGUAUAUGUAAAAAUAUUGAAUUUUUUCAAUUCAUUAAUGUGAUGAAUAAUCUGAGAAGGAUGAAAAAGAUUUUGAUGUAUUCAUUUUUUAACUUGGCACAUGUCAUGAAUAUUUUUUGUUACUGGGUGUGUCUUCUGUAUUAAUUGUUUUACUUCAACACGAUUGAUUGAAACUGGAUAUUAAAUGGUGUUUGUAUCAUUGUCAGCAGCAGUAGUUUCAUACAAGUCAAAUCUACCAUAUAUACUGUAUUUAAUUCUAUCUAUCAUUUUAUCAAACAGCAUUAUAUGCAUGAUUUUAAAGAAUAAAUUUG
Ylistrum balloti is the source of this 1928-nucleotide messenger RNA. RefSeq lists its product as uncharacterized. NCBI's taxonomy places the organism in Eukaryota, Metazoa, Mollusca, Bivalvia, Pectinida, Pectinidae. The record is from RefSeq and is a predicted model, not a curated record. Gene Ontology annotation, molecular function: cysteine-type endopeptidase activity. Gene Ontology annotation, biological process: proteolysis. Bases 10 to 1218 code for a protein of 402 amino acids. The transcript has 6 exons.